Messenger RNA from Tuber melanosporum (Perigord truffle), 821 nucleotides. RefSeq lists its product as uncharacterized. The transcript has a single exon. NCBI's taxonomy places the organism in Eukaryota, Fungi, Ascomycota, Pezizomycetes, Pezizales, Tuberaceae. The record is from RefSeq and is a predicted model, not a curated record. The coding region runs from base 1 to 420 and encodes 139 amino acids.
AUGCCUUGCAUUGCCUCGCCCGCGCUGACAAUCAAUCAAUCACUUCAUAUUGACGAUUCUUUGGAGGUUGCAAGGUCUUAUGAUCGCCCCCUGAUAUCUUUUCUAUUUUAUUUUCUUUCACGUUGGGGGAGGGGUGGAUACCUGCUAUACUUGUUUUUGUUUUUUAUACCCUUUCCUCGUGCCUUUUUCCGCCAAUUUGUUCUGACGAUACUUGCAUUCGCUAUUCUUUCUUUUCAUUCAUUCACAUUUACAUUUGGAGUCCCUUUUUUCUUCUCAUCCCAUUUUGCGGUAUACACCUUCUCGCUUUCUUUGCUCAUUGGAGAUAUUGGAGAUAUUGGUAACUGGAAUUGGAAUUGGGCCACGCAAAAGAGGGCAGGUAGACGACACGUAUGCCCGGGUGUGGGAGAUAUCUGUCAUUGAACCUGGGCCGGGGCUGGGAGGGGGAUUUGUGCGUUUUUAUUUUAUUGUUUUAAAAACCUUCUCCCUUGAUACAAUGAUAAAUAGGCGGGAGGUUUUUUCUUUUUUUUUUCCUCUUCGAUGAUGAUUUCUUGACACCUUGACUUCGCUUUACCGUACUUUGAGAUUACACCAAAGGGUAUGUUAUCGGUGGGGGAAGAAGGGGGAGUUGAGGGGAGGGUAAAAAAAAAGAAAAAAGAAAGUACUCGUAGCAUAUAGCGACCCCACCAUAAGUUGCUAUGAAACGAAAAGGUCUUUUUGGUUCUCCCUGGUCUGCUGACUUGUUUGCUGUGGCAUAUUUGCAUGUACUCGUACUAGUACGAGUAUUAUAUGAUGUGGUACCCCGUGUGCUACAGUGCAUAUCG